AUGAAUUUAACAGAAGAGAAACCAGAUCCCAUCGAAGAUUAUUACGUAGUUUGUUCAUUGUCUGCAUUAUUUGCUUUUACUACUGUAGCAAUGUCUAUUAUAAUAUUAAUAUUUGUGCAAAGAACAAAACCUCGUCUUCAUACAAUCAGACAUUUACUCAUGUGUAAUACAUGUAUUGCAUCAAUUCUUUAUUGUAUUGUACAAACAAAUAAUUAUAUUUUUCUUAUCUUCUUUCCUUCGGUAACAAGUGAUAUCUCUUGUCGAUGGCGUGGCUAUUUUGCAUAUCUCACCAUUUCUGCAAUCACUUAUUCAUUUCUUAUUCAAGCAAUAUCACGUCUUUUUAUUGUUGUUUUUUCAACAAAAUAUAAAUGUCUAAUUACAUUCAAAACACAUCAUAUUCUUAUAGUUAUUCAAUGGUUUACUGUUAUAAUUGUCCCACUACCGGCAAUAUUAACAAAAGAUAUUUAUUAUCGUCCUAAUAAACUGUGUUGGGUACCCAUGAAAAGUGUAAUUCAUGUUGCCUAUGGAUAUAUUGCUUAUUAUACAAUACCAGCAUUAUCUGUUUGUAUGAUCUAUAUUUUACUUUAUUGGCAAGUUAAACGAGCGAAAAACAACGCUAGACCUUUAUUGAGAUUAAUCCAUGGGGAGAAGCGUGAUCUCGAACUUCUUCGUAAUAUAGUAAUACUCUUGAGUAUUUAUUUCAUGGGUGGAAUUCCAACUCUAUUAUUUCUGAUCAGUUCUAAGAGAACACUGUAUUUAAUGGGUAUUGUUACAAUAUCCUUAGCUGUAGCUGUUGAAAAACUAUGUACAAUUCUGCUAGAUCAAGAACUUCGACAAGUUAUAAAAAUAUUAUUAACUAGAAUGAGACGCAUUGCACCUGUUGACAAUAUAAAUACAACAGUAAGAUAUCAAGUGAAUCAAACAAACAUUCGACGAACUUUCGUACAAAUUUUACCGAAAACCCAAGAUACAUCACUUUAG
Molecule: messenger RNA, 981 nt
Organism: Rotaria sp. Silwood1
Lineage: Eukaryota; Metazoa; Rotifera; Eurotatoria; Philodinida; Philodinidae
Source: the annotation of a GenBank genome assembly